CUCCUCCAUCCCUGUCCUGCUCUUCACUUAUUGGUCGCAGCGGCCGUGUUCGGGGGGAGCCCUGCAAUUUUCUAUAUAACCAAGUGCUCCGUUUGGAGAGAUCUCAGCAAGUCACGAGGGGGAAGAAACUUCCCCCCGAGCACCAGCCCACAACGCAAAAGCAAACUGCAGGAUCUACAGCGCUGCCGUCCUCCUGGGACCUGCAGGACAUGGCAAGGGGCCGUGAGAGGGAGAGAAACUGAUCCUGGGAGCACCCAAAGUUCGUGGCCUCGAGGAAGAUCCAGACCCAAGCAAAGACGCCCCAUGAGCAUCCCAAGGGCUCCCAUGAUCGGCUUUGCCGCUCAGUCCUCCAUGGUGAGCAUCCCACCUCCCACCACUCUCACCAUUCUCCUGACCUGCCUCUUCUCCGGGGCACGCGGCCAGACCCCGGGGGCUUUCCAGGAGAGCACGGUCCCCUUCGAGGUGCUCAGCCAGGAGCAGGCGUACAGCCUGCUCCAGCCAAGCCUGCUGCAGGACGCCAAGCUGCCGAACCGCUCCGAGAGCCUCCCCAGGAGCAGCGGCUCCGAGCUGCCCCUGCUGCCCGUGUGCGUGAAGCCCGCGGAUAUCAGGCACGUCUUCAAGUACAUCAACACCAUCGUGUCCUGCACCAUCUUCAUAGUGGGGAUCAUCGGCAACUCCACGCUCCUCAGGAUCAUUUACAAGAACAAGUGCAUGAGGAAUGGGCCGAACGUCCUCAUCGCUAGCCUGGCGCUCGGAGACCUCCUCUACAUCCUCAUUGCUCUGCCCAUCAAUGUGUACAAGCUCUUGGCCAAGGACUGGCCCUUCGGCGUGCAGGUGUGCAAGCUGGUCCCCUUCAUCCAGAAGGCUUCGGUGGGCAUCACAGUGCUCAGCCUUUGUGCUCUCAGCAUCGACAGGUACCGAGCAGUGGCCUCCUGGAGUCGGAUCCAGGGGAUAGGAAUCCCCAUGUGGAAGGCAGUGGAGGUGACGCUGAUCUGGGCAGUGGCCAUCGUGCUGGCAGUCCCCGAAGCCAUAGCCUUUGACAUGGUAGAGUUCAACUACUGGGACCGAGACCUGUGGGUGUGCAUGCUCGCCUCUGAACAGAAAUCUAGCUUCAUGAUGUUCUAUCGUGACGUGAAGGACUGGUGGCUUUUUGGCUUCUAUUUCUGCCUGCCCUUGGUAUGCACUGGCAUCUUCUACACCCUCAUGUCGUGUGAAAUGUUGAGCAAGAGAAAUGGCAUGAGAAUCGCUCUGAAUGACCACAUGAAACGGCGCCGGGAGGUGGCCAAGACCGUGUUCUGCCUCGUGGUGAUCUUUGCGCUCUGCUGGCUGCCGCUCCACCUCAGCCGCAUCCUCAAGAAGACCAUCUACGACCAGACGGACCCCAACAGAUGUGAACUGCUCAGUUUCCUCCUCGUGAUGGAUUACUUUGGGAUCAACAUGGCCUCCCUCAACUCCUGCAUCAACCCUGUGGCCCUCUACUUCGUCAGCAGGAAAUUCAAGAACUGCUUCCAGUCCUGCCUGUGCUGCUGGUGCCAGAGACCCGCUCUGAGCAUCACACCGACAGACGAGAAGGGCUCUGUGGGCAAGUGGAAAGCCAACGGGCAGGAGCUUGGGUUGGACCGGAGCAGCUCCCGCUUGAGCAACAAGUACAGCUCUUCCUAAGGCCCCCCGCGGGGCAGAGCGGAGAAGGCACUGUGAAAAGACAGCAGGACACCUCCAUUUCUCUUGCACAGCCAUUUCCUAGCUGGGCUUGAAUUGUUUUUGCCUCCACAUCGUAACCCACCUGGCAGGAGCUGCAGCAUUUCACUGACCCCUGGGACUAGCUCUGAACACUGCCUCUGAGCUCUGCUUGUCCUUCCUCCCAUCCAAGUCGCCUCUGCAGGAGGAGGAAGAAUGGGAUCCAACUUCUUGUAGGAUUUUUCAGUUCCCUGCAGAACAGCCAAGUGACUUACAGCCAUUCAUCUUGGGUAGCAACAUGGGGUGGGGAGAUGGGUGUGAAAAGGGAAGGAAAGUUGAGAUGUUGUCACCCUGAGAUGGAUGUGGGAUGGGGAGGAGAGGGCAAGGCACCUGAGUGACAGAUUUCCAGCUGAAAAAGCCAAAAAGACAUCCCCUAUGAUCUCCCUCUGCUGCUGGAACAGUUUGUCCCAGGGCAGAGAGCCAGGAUAAGACCCAGGCACAUGUAGGUUUUGUAGACCAUCAGUGGCCUGAAAUCUCCCCGCCUGCAGCCGUGGCACGGAGGGACGGGCAGCGACCCAGCUUUGUGAUGUGACCAACCUGACCUGGGGAGCCCUAAAGGACCCCUCCUCUUUCCCUUUUCCUGGGAAAUCUGCUCCGGGCUCUCCACCCAGGGAUAGCAUUCCCCCCGCCUGCGUAUGGCACAAGGAGGUGACCGCAUGCACGCGACAGCACGGCUUAGGAGGGCAGGUGUCCUAGGCAGAAACCAGCAGCAGCAUCCAGCCAAACCAAACCAUCUGCCCCAGCUUCCCCCUCCCCAGUUCCUCGACCCCACCACGUCCUGGCCACAGCACCGUGACACCACAGCUCAGAUCCUCACCCUCAGGGUGAAGCUAAGGUGGAAAAGGCAAUGGGGAAGGGGCAAUCUCAGCUGAAAGAGCUGCUGGAGCUAACCGAAAUACGGCAAAGAGCCUCACGAAUUUACUACUUAAAAUGAUUUAUCCCCAGGAGCUUUUUCCAGCACGACUUCCUAAAAGUCAUGCUUGUACCUCUUGCCAAAACUUCAAGAAAACCUACAUGAGGAAGCUUUAGUUGCCAAGUUUUUGAUGAUUUUCCUGUUGUUUUUUUCUUCUUUUACCUCUUUCUCCUUUCCUCUUUUCCCUUUUCAUCUUUUCAUGGAAAAAAGGGAGAAAGGAAAAAGGGAAAAGAG
Messenger RNA from Cygnus olor (mute swan), 2884 nucleotides. RefSeq names its product endothelin receptor type B-like. NCBI's taxonomy places the organism in Eukaryota, Metazoa, Chordata, Aves, Anseriformes, Anatidae. The record is from RefSeq and is a predicted model, not a curated record. Gene Ontology annotation, molecular function: endothelin receptor activity. The coding region runs from base 304 to 1662 and encodes 452 amino acids. Gene Ontology annotation, cellular component: membrane. Gene Ontology annotation, biological process: G protein-coupled receptor signaling pathway; regulation of blood pressure; vasoconstriction. The transcript has 8 exons.